Messenger RNA from Acanthaster planci (crown-of-thorns starfish), 601 nucleotides. Its product is annotated as sperm axonemal maintenance protein CFAP97D1-like. The record is from RefSeq and is a predicted model, not a curated record. NCBI's taxonomy places the organism in Eukaryota, Metazoa, Echinodermata, Asteroidea, Valvatida, Acanthasteridae.
AACCUCCUCGAACUUUUUAUUCGAAAUUAUGCUAAUGCAGCAGUUUCUCGUUCGGCUUGUGUAUCUGUUGAAGUAUGUUUUGUUAAGGAAGUGAAUUUGUAAGCCUAAUUUUUUUCUGGAAGUAUUACAUUUUCAGGGAAGUUACCUGCGGGGAAAAAUGCACCGUGCGUAUCAGCCAAUUACCCCAGCCAAUAAUAAACUGUUGAAGAAACGAUGGGAUGACAGGCGAUUCGAUCGGCACAGGCAGAAAGUUCGAAAUGCCAAGGCGGUGAUCGACAACAAACCUCCUCAGACGUACAUGCAUCUCCAUCUCAAGCUGAAGAAACUUCAGGUCGAGGAGGAACGUCUUGCAACCAUCGAGAGGGAUAAUCGUAUCCUUCUUGAGAAGAUGUGUUCCAUUAUGCGGACGAGGGGAAGGGUGGACUGCGAGAAUGAGUAUGAACAAAAGAGCCUAAAUAGGACUAAACGUCAAAGAGAAAUACUCCGCGUGACCCACGAGAAUCAGGCCAUACUGAGACGGAUUCUGUCAAAAGAGGCGAACUACAGCCAUCAAAAGUGGGAACACGAGUGGGCGGUGAGUAUGUAGGCUGGUCGGUUCAGA